Xenopus tropicalis (tropical clawed frog) is the source of this 3122-nucleotide messenger RNA. It is a transcript of the gene timm44, whose product is annotated as translocase of inner mitochondrial membrane 44 homolog. Gene Ontology annotation, molecular function: protein-folding chaperone binding. Gene Ontology annotation, biological process: protein import into mitochondrial matrix. The coding region runs from base 85 to 1440 and encodes 451 amino acids. The transcript has 13 exons. NCBI's taxonomy places the organism in Eukaryota, Metazoa, Chordata, Amphibia, Anura, Pipidae. The record is from RefSeq and is a predicted model, not a curated record. Gene Ontology annotation, cellular component: mitochondrial inner membrane.
AGUGACAUCAGGACUUUGGCGACGAUAAUCUGUAUGCGUCUGUGACAUGGGAAGGUCAAUCGCUGAGUCAGUUCCUCCUCCAAGAUGGCGGCAGCCUUGUGUUACUCUAACCGGAUGGGCAUUUCCAGCAAAUUAAAAUUAAUAGCAACAAGGUAUCCUGUGUCGCUUGUAAAAGAUAGAAGUGUUUAUUGUGUGGGUUGCCCUACCUUGGUAUGUCAACAGAUGCGAUACUACUCAUCCAGUGGGAGAAGAGGUUUCCUGGGUGGCUUACUUGACAACAUCAAACAGGAACUGUCAAAAAAUAAGGAAAUGAAAGAGAACAUUAAAAAAUUUAGAGAAGAAGCAAAGAAACUUGAGGAAUCUGAUGCUCUGCAACAAGCUCGCAGAAAAUUUAAAACAAUAGAGCUAGAAACAAUGAAGACUUCAGAGGUUUUCAAGAAGAAAUUUGAACAGAUGUCAGACACUGUGAAAGAGAGUUUGGAUGAAGUUGGCAAAACUGACCUGGGGCGUAAAUUUAGAGAAAGUGUAGAAGAAGCAGCCAAAACUGCAAAACAAUCAGCUGAAUCAGUAACCAAAGGAGGGGAGAAAAUUGGAAAGACUGCUGCCUUUAAAGCAAUCUCUCAGGGUGUGGAGACUGUAAAGAAGGAAUUUGAUGAAAGUGUUUUGGGCCAAACAGGGCCUUACCGUCCUCCUUCCAGAUUGAGGAAAAGGAGUGAAUUUUCAGGUGACAGAACCAAAGAAGAAAAAAUCUUUGAAGCUAAUGAGGAAGCAAUGGGUAUGGUUUUGCAUAAGGAUUCCAAAUGGUAUCAGCAGUGGAAAGAUUUCAAAGACAACAAUAUGGUAUUUAAUAGAUUUUUUGAAAUGAAGAUGAAAUAUGAUGAAAGUGAUAAUGCAUUCGUUAGAGCGUCACGCACCAUUACAGACAAAGUGAGCGAUCUUAUAGGUGGACUGUUUUCAAAGACUGAAAUGUCUGAGGUUCUGACUGAGAUACUAAAGGUUGAUCCAAACUUCGAUAAGGAUAAGUUCUUAAAACUGUGUGAAAGGGAUAUAAUUCCCAACAUACUAGAGGCCAUGAUAAGAGGGGAUCUUGAUGUGCUCAAGGACUGGUGUUAUGAAGCUACCUAUAGUCAGUUGGCUCAUCCCAUUCAGCAAGCAAAAGCGAUGGGCCUACAGUUUAACUCCAAGAUAUUGGAUAUCGACAAUAUCGAUCUGGCAAUGGGAAAGAUGAUGGAACAGGGCCCAGUCCUUAUUAUUACAUUUCAGGCUCAGCUUGUGAUGGUAAUCACAAAUCAGAAAGGUGAUGUAGUAGAAGGAGACCGGGACAAAGUUUUACGGAUGCUCUAUGUGUGGGCUCUCUGCAGAGAUCAAGACGAACUUAACCCUUAUGCAGCCUGGAGACUCCUAGAUAUAUCAUCAUCUGCAUCCGAACAGAUCCUCUGAUUAGCUUUUGCUUCUGCCAAUUUGAGUUGGGAAAGGGAAGAAAGGCUAUGGAAAAUUAUGAUUGGGAUUUAAACCCCAAUGCUGGCUGGCAUAAAACAUACUCUAAUUAUUUCUCCAUCUGAGAGAAAGUGCUCUUUACUACCAUAUUGGUUAGAACCAUCUGUGUCAUAUAGAAGAUGCAUCUGUGGUUUGUUACUGCCUCUGAAUGUUCCGAAGAGAUGUCCGAAGUACACCUUUAGUGACCCCUGACAUGUUUUGAGAAAGGACCAAAGUUUACUAAUGAGAGUGACAUAUGAUGAUCCGAGGCUUUUACUUGGAAAAGGUUGCAUCUUUCUACUUCUCUUCGCAUAUGGCUGUUCUACAAGUUAUUGCAAGGACUUGAAUGUCUUUGUGCUCUACAUGCCAUGCUGCACUCAUCUUAUUUUCUUUUUUGUCUGUUACUACUGCAAAAGUACAAGAUGUUAUAACAGAAUUUAAAUUUUCAAAUUUUCAUUUUAACACUGAAACCUGUAACAGGCAUGCCUUCUUACUUUUUCCAGCAAGGACAUAUUGUGUUUUUAUAAAAUAUUUAUGCAGUUCUUGGGAUCCACACAAUUUAAGCUAAAUAUAAAUACAAAUUGAGACAACACAUUCUUAAAGUAACACUGACAUGUUGCUGUUAAAAUUCAUUAGAACAUUGCAGUAUUACUAAAAUUAAUGGAUGUAAUAUUCUUUCCUUACAAAAGUGAUCCCAAACUACCCACAGUCUAGCAGUAUUUACCAUAGCCAACACUGCUUGAUGUUCUUAGUAGCAUAAAGCAAGAUUUGUCAGUUACAGUGGGCUUUAAUAGACAUACUACUGUUUUAUUUGUAUUCCAGCCUUCUAGUACAAGGAUUAUCCCAGCCCUGCUGCUCUCUCACCAGAUCAUAACAAGUACUGCUGGGCUGAGGGCAACUUUGGGGCAGUUUUCUAAAGAAAUAAUAUAGUGCAAAUGCUUCCUGGGAAUUUUGAUAGAAAUGUGUCAGCAUUGCUUUAAUGGGGAUACUGUCAUAAUUUUUAUAGUAUACUUUUUAUUUCUAAAUUACACUGUUUACAUAGCAAAUCAAUCUACCAUUUAAAAUUUUAUUCUUGAACCAACAAAUGUAUUUGUUUUUAGUUGUUAUAUUGAUGUGUAGGCAGCCAUCUCAGUGCAUUGUGUCUGAAUCUGAGCUUUCAGAAAGACCUAGCGCUACACCUUAGAACUUUCAGAUAACCUAUUGUUUCUCCUACUCCCGUGUAUCUGGAGGAGUCACAAGCCGGACUUUGAUUUCUUACUAAUGAGUGCUAUUCUUAUAUCUUCUGGGAGCUGCUAUUUUGCUGCCUUUAUAGCUGCUCUAUACUCUUCUCUAGAUAAAUAUACUCUGCACUGCCACUGUAAAUUUUAUGUAGGACCAAGUGAAAGUAAAGCUGAAAAACAACAUAAACAAUGCAGAGGAACAGCACCUGUGACGAAAACAGUUGUGGGUGUUUAAAUUCUGUCACACUAAUGUGGAUCUGGUUGCACUCUCUCACUCCCAUCAAAGGUCCCUGUGGGGGGUGCCAAUUACAAUUCAUAAAUAAUUGGAAAUGUCUGUGCAACAAUCAAAUAAAAUAAUUCCUCUUUUCAUAUCACAGCAAUGUAUAUCUAUAUAUAACUAAAUAAAUAUCUAGUGUCAAAUGACAA